AUGGAAGUUGGGGAAGAUGAUGAACCGAAAAUUUUAUGCCCAUGUACGAAGUGUGUUAACAGAUUUUGGUUCACUAGGGAGGUGGUUUUCGAUCACCUAAUUGCUCAUAGAUUUAACAAGAGGUAUAAAGUGUGGAAUUUUCAUGGCGAAGGACUGACGGCAGGGUCUUCUUCAAGGGGAAGUGGGCAUCAAUGUGAUAAUCAAAACACAUUAGACAAUAUGGGUGAGAUGAUUAAUGAUAUAUUCAGAGAUGUUAUGGGAGGUUCCACCUCUAAAGCAGAAGGAAUUCACAAGGGUCUUGAUGAGAGUGCUAAAAAGUUUUUUAAACUGUUAGAAGAUGCAAAAGAAGAAUUAUAUCCAGGUUGUAAAAAUUUUUUAGUGCUUUCAUACACAGUGCAACUUUAUCUACUUAAAUACCUUAACGGGUGGAGCAAUUCUUCUUUCGAUGAUUUGAUGAAACUUCAAUGUGCUGCAUUUCCAUCAGCAAAGCUCCCCACUUCUUUUCAUCAUGCUAAAAAACUGGUGAAGAACCUUGGACUUGAUUACAAACAAAUUGAUGCGUGUCCCAAUGAUUGUAUGAUGUAUUGGAAAGAGCGUGCAAAUGACAAGUCUUGCCAUGUUUGUAAAGCUUCUAGGUGGAAAUUAAAUGAGAAACAAAAAGAGGAAGGUGCAUUGCCCGACGAAGGAGUUCCUGCAAAAGUUUUGCAUUACUUUCCACUUAAACCUCGUCUACAAAGGUUGUUCAUGUGCUCUAAGACGGCUGAACUUAUGACAUGGCAUGAAACUGAUCGUAAGAAAGAUGACAAAUUAAGGCAUCCUGCUGAUGGACAAGCUUGGAAAAAUUUCGACAUUGCGCAUCCUCAAUUUGCAAGUGAUUUUCGAAAUGUGAGGCUUGGUCUUACUACUGAUGGUUUCAACCCGUUCAGAACUAUGAGUGUGUCACAUAGUAUUUGGCCAGUUGUUUUAUCCAUUUAUAAUUUGCCUCCUUGGUUAUAUAAUAAGUCUGAGUAUAAUAUCAUGUCUUUGAUUAUACCUGGUCCUUCUUCUCCAGGUUAUGACAUAGAUGUUUACUUGGAACCGUUAAUCGAGGAAUUGAAGGAGUUAUGGGAAGUUGGAGUUUACACUUAUGAUGCCGUGAAAGAUGAAACAUUUUCAUUAAGGGUUGCCUUGUUAUGGGCAAUCAGUGAAUUUCCUGCUUAUGCAAUGUUGUCGGGAUGGAGUACUAAAGGAGAAUUUGCUUGCCCGAAUUGUAAUCAUAAGAAUUGGUCCAAAUACCUUAAGUAUAGUAAGAAAAUGUGUUACAUGGGACAUCGUAGCUCUUUGAAAGAAAAUCAUCCAUGGCGUCGUAAUAAAGGAGCUUUUGACGGUAAUGUAGAAACAAGGCCUCCUCCUACUAGAUUGUCGGGUUUUGAUGUAUUAAAAGAUCUAGAAGGUUCAAAGUUGAAUCGGGCACCUAGAAAUGAUGAUGAUACUGCCUCCAAUGAAGAUGGAAGCCUUUUUCCUAGUGUUGGACGUCCUUUAGGCGUAAAAAAGAUAAACAAAGGCAAAAAGGUUUCUCUAUAUGAAGACAUCUUGAUGAAGGCUCACCGCUAUGUACUCUUUAAUUGCGAUGAAAUCAGUGAUUACAUAAGUGAACAUCAAGAUUUAGUGAAUCGUCAUAGAAGUCAAGGUAGACGGGGUAAGCGGAGUAGGUGGGCGAGAGCACAAGAACACAAUCAUGAUAUUGGAGCAUGGUUCAAGGACCGUGUACGGGAAGAAAAUGUUUCCAAAUAA
Molecule: messenger RNA, 1773 nt
Organism: Chenopodium quinoa (quinoa)
Lineage: Eukaryota; Viridiplantae; Streptophyta; Magnoliopsida; Caryophyllales; Amaranthaceae
Exons: 3
Coding region: 1-1773 (590 amino acids)
Source: RefSeq, a predicted model, not a curated record